Messenger RNA from Helianthus annuus (common sunflower), 873 nucleotides. RefSeq lists its product as uncharacterized. NCBI's taxonomy places the organism in Eukaryota, Viridiplantae, Streptophyta, Magnoliopsida, Asterales, Asteraceae. The coding region runs from base 1 to 873 and encodes 290 amino acids. The record is from RefSeq and is a predicted model, not a curated record. The transcript is spliced from 2 exons.
AUGGAGGGUUUAUCUUGUUUGAUCAGGAAAGCAUGUGACCAUGGUAUGUUUGAUGGCGUGUUUGAUGGCGUGACUUUUCCGAAUGGCGGCCCAAAUAUUUCUCAUCUCCUUUACGCCGAUGACGCGAUGGUUAUGGGAGAAUGGUCGGAGUUUAACUUUCGAGCUUUGAAAAGGAUCCUUCGUAUCUUUCACUUAUGUUCUAGCCUUCGUAUCAACUUGAAUAAAUCGUGUUUAUUUGGUAUUGGCAAGAGUAUGGAGGAGGUAACUUUGUAUGCUAGCGGUUUGGGUUGUAAACCGGGAACGACUCCGUUUAAAUAUUUGGGUAUUCUUGUGGGGGCCAAUAUGAACCGAAUCUCUAAUUGGGACCCGGUAGUCGAAGUUUUCGGCAAAAGGUUAUCGAGAUGGAAAGCUAGUGUUCUAUCCAUGGUCGGUAGGGUUAUUCUUAUAAAGUCGAGGUGGAAUAAAUAUCCGGCCACUGUUGUUGAAGUCGAAGAAUUAAUAGAAUGUCAUCAUAUGGUUUCGAGUGUGCGACUAAAUGGAAAUGAAGACAUGUGGGUUUGGAACCAACGGUCAGAUGGUGAAUACUCGGUUAAGGAAGCCAGAAAAUGGUUGAAAGGUAAUGAACCUAGAGAAGAUAGUUAUGUUUAUAGUUGGUGUAAAUGGAUCCCAAAUAAAUGUAAUAUCUUUAUGUGGAAGGCGAGUUUGGAUAGGCUUCCUACCCAAAGCGCUCUUCGAAGACAGAAUGUUCAAGUGGGGGACGGUUUAUGCGUUUUUUGUGGGGAAACAGAGGAAUCAGUAGAUCACUUGUUCUCCGGUUGUCGGGUGGCUUGUGGGGUUUGGAUUGCAUUAGCAAAAUGGUGCAAAAUUCCUUAA